Trichoderma atroviride IMI 206040 is the source of this 2046-nucleotide messenger RNA. RefSeq lists its product as uncharacterized. NCBI's taxonomy places the organism in Eukaryota, Fungi, Ascomycota, Sordariomycetes, Hypocreales, Hypocreaceae. The record is from RefSeq and is a predicted model, not a curated record. Gene Ontology annotation, molecular function: protein binding.
GGCUUGCGGAUAUAUCUGAACUGAGUAACAAUGGUUCAAGUACAUGGAGUUCCAUCCCUCUCCCAGAGCGGCAAUGACACGCUCGAGGCGGGCAGCGGCAGAUCUGAAAAUAAGGUCGUGUCGAGGGAGGAGCACGCUCAGAGAGCUAGGGAGUUGAUGAUUAAGAGAGGCAUGAUGAGGGCGCCUCGGCGGGGGUGGUCCUUGACGGAGUAUCAAGCACAGAAUGACGGACCGCAUCACUUCCAUGCCGCGAUGCCUACGACCAUCGAUCGCAUUCCGGAACAUGCGGCCGUCCCUGCAAGCCCGGCACCGCAGCAGCCCAUCCAAGAGCAGCCCGUCCAGAAGCAGCCCGUCCAGCUGCCGCAACGCCCGAAGCUGCCGCCGCCUCGCCGCUCGUACUCUGUCACAGACAAGGAGCCAGAACCUGCGAAUCAACCUCGACCAUCUGCUCGCCUCACCCUUCUUGACCUUCCUUCCGAGCUGCACUACGCCAUCUUUGACUUCCUCGACCCCAUCGAUGGCGCAUGCCUCGGCCUUACACACUCCAAGCUGUAUGAUAUCCACCGCCGCAAGAAUGGCACUGUCCCGCUGUCUAGCCGGUAUUCCGGCCCCAACGACAUCGAAUGGGCAUGGCGGGGUGCCGGACCUCUUGUGCACCCGCACUCCAACAUCAGCAACACUGAAAACGACCUGGAGCGCCUGCGGGUCAAGGGCCAGGUAUACUGUCGCAAGUGCGGCAUCUCACGCUGCGAACUCCACAGGCACCUGAAAGAUUGGUUCGGCAAGGACGCCGAGUACUGCGAGAUCAAGGAGAUGUACGGCCCACCGGCCAGAUCUAAUGCAAAGGGAUACUGCUUCAUGCGGUCUCCCAAGAAUCCUCACUGGUGCGGGCGUCAUGGGGCCAAGACAACGGCAUCUUAAAUGAAUAAUCUUGAGAGAUUUGAAGAGCGCGCUUAUCACUGAGACAUUGGAAUUACUGGAGUUGUCUUUUUUUUUUUUUUCCUGUCUUGAAUUCAAGCGGAAGGUUUUGAUAACAGGGGCGGGGAAUAUAUAUGCAUGUGUGUAUGAGGUAACUACGGUACACGAAAUGGCCUGGAAUUUCUUUAAACUUCUUUUUUUUCGGAGUCGUGUUGGACUGCAAGUGGGCUACAAGGGAGACGAGCUUUUGAGAAUGAUGAAUCAAGCGGAUUGCUUCGUUGCGAAUUACAAGUAGAGAAGACAAGACAGAUGUGUAACAAUACAACCUAAAUGAUAGAUUGACAAGAAUGAAGCAUGAAUCACACAUAUUGUCUUUUGACCCGUGCAUUACAAGUAUAAGACGCUGAUAACUAACCAUCUGUGUGAAUAAAGUGCCCUUCAUAUGUAUAUGCAAAUGGAUAUAUGUAUAUGUAGUUAUAUAUGCAUGCGUGAUUGCGCUCUCUGAUCCAAAAAGACACUUGUCCAACCUAUGUGUGUGCGCAUCUAUGACGAGGAAACAGAAACCAAUCUUUCCUAACCUCAUGAUUCAUAGUUGAUAAAAAAAUGAAGGAAAUAGGGAGUGGUUUUACAAAAAAAAAAAAAAGUUAAUGAUGCUAAUCGAACAACAAAGAGACAAAAAAACAAAUAAUCAAGCCCCCAAUGUCAUUCCGUUUCCCUUUUUUUUCCAUUGCCCUCGGGAAAAAAAAACGCCUUAUUGUGUGGUGCCUAUCCCAUCCCAGUUCUAUACCCAAAAACAAAAGAUUCAAGAAAGAUGCUCUUUUUUCUUCUCCGCGAUCCCUCACAUUUCUUAGUGAGGAUUUCUCCAAUCCAGGGGGCACUCUCCUUGUGUUUCGAUCCAGUCGUUGAUGCCCCUGACGAACCACCCGCUCGUCAUCUUGUCUUUAUCUUCCUUCUCCCUCUUGGGCUUGCCGAGCUUGAAGCUCUUGCUCGUGCAGCAAACGCCCUUUUGGAAUCGCCACUGGAAGCAUUUGCGAUCCUUUUUGAAGCCCUUGUCUCCCGUCUUUUCAUCGUACUUUGAUCGGAUCAGCUGGCUGCGAUCAGUUUCUGUAUCCAGCUUUUCGUAUUUGU